AUGUGUUGGUCAAAUAAAGACAUAAAUAGCAUAGAAAUAGAACAUAAUUUCAUCAAGGUGAUGUUGGCGAUAUCGUCAGGUAAAGAAUUAGUGGGCCAAAGGCUCUACGCGGAAAAUCGAAUAACGUGUUUUCUAACAUUAUUUUUUAAGAAAACACAUCGCCGACACGACGCCGUCGAAGACGAAAACCACAAGUCCUCAUUACGUACUCACCUAAUAAGUUAUGUACCGACUACCGACGAAGAGAUUACUCUGGUGUUGGAAGUCGAGGGUAAACGUAGAUUAAUCGAAUGUGCUCCAAAAUUUCCCCGGGGGAUAAACAAUUCACUAUUCGGUAAAAACUAA
Molecule: messenger RNA, 345 nt
Organism: Macrosiphum euphorbiae (potato aphid)
Lineage: Eukaryota; Metazoa; Arthropoda; Insecta; Hemiptera; Aphididae
Source: the annotation of a GenBank genome assembly